Messenger RNA from Oreochromis aureus, 2917 nucleotides. Its product is annotated as chromodomain-helicase-DNA-binding protein Mi-2 homolog. The transcript has 8 exons. NCBI's taxonomy places the organism in Eukaryota, Metazoa, Chordata, Actinopteri, Cichliformes, Cichlidae. Gene Ontology annotation, biological process: protein polyubiquitination; antigen processing and presentation of peptide antigen via MHC class II; immune response. The record is from RefSeq and is a predicted model, not a curated record. Gene Ontology annotation, cellular component: lysosome; early endosome membrane; cytoplasm. Gene Ontology annotation, molecular function: zinc ion binding; MHC protein binding; ubiquitin protein ligase activity. Bases 378 to 2195 code for a protein of 605 amino acids.
CUGGGGCGGCUCUUCCCAUAUACCUGUUUCACAUAUAGGACCUGCACAAAGGAACACACAGUGCAGGAAAGCGAAAAAGGUGGAGGAAGAGGAGGAGGUGGUGGGCACUGUGGAGUAGUUUCCCAGUCGUCAUGACGACCUCACACCCCACCAUCCUGCUAUCUUCUUGUUACCACGGUGACCUGAUCCCGUUUCAUCUCCGCUCUUCUUGAUGAUCCGGAUUGGCUCGAUAAAUAAGUGCGAUCCGGGAGUGCCUCUUCCUAUUUCAGGAACGAGCUUGUGGACGCGAGAGCAGAUCCCACGCAGGGACGCAGAUUGGAGGACAGGACUGGGAAUGCUGUGGGAGUAACUCCGGAGUGUUGCCUGGAAACAGCAGCAUGCCAGUACAACAGAUAACUGUGGUUCCGUCCAGGGACAUAGCCAACAAUGGCAAGAGCGCUCUUCGCUCCAAAGACAAGACCGAGGGGAGGAAGGCACCUGGGCGCUCAGGGAGUCGAUCCAGCAACAUCUCCAAGGCUAGCAACUCGACUGCAGGGCUUACUACAGCCUCAAGGACAUCCAUAACACCAUCCGCUCAGGACAUAUGCAGUUCUGGACAGCUGUCCCGCUUAGAGGAGGAUGCGUCUGAGUCACGCAAACACAAAAAGCACACACACAACUCCUCUGCAAUGACAGUCACUGGCACCACUCUGGGCUCAUCGGCUCAGGCACAGAAAAAGCAGGUGAAGCGACGUCACCGCCGCAAGAGAAGCAGCUGCACGGCCAUCGACUGCGUGGAAACCAAUGGCAAGCAGGACCACAGCGACCGGAGCCUCAGCUCUGACCGUAGUGAGCUGGGCGAGAAGAGGGAGCGCUCCUUCAGGAACCGGAGGGAUCUCCCACCUCGCUUCCGGUGCACAGGUGCGCCGCCUUCAGACUCCUCUGAGGAUGAGGCGUGCCGCGAGAGCCGCAGCUGGAGCAAAGAGAAAGCCAGAAGAGCGCGCCGCCGCAGCGGGAGCAGCCGGGACAGGGAGGUGAUGAACGCACACAAAGGAGGAGAAGACAAAGCCGAGAUCAUGGAGCUGCAAUCUGUGGGCUCAGAUGAAGGGAAAGAGAGUCAACCUCUGAUGGAGGACAGCAGCGGCCUUAAGAAGCGCCACAACCACGGGAGCUCAGCGAAGAGAGACGGCCAUGCAUCGCAGAGGGAUCGAUCGCAGGGCAGAGAUAAGGAUACGAAGAGCUACAAAUCACAGAGCCCAAGAGGCAGCUCCUCAUUGGCCGACGAUGGCGAGGAGCUCAUCACCAAGAGAUACCAGGAGAAGGGGUCAGGGGGCGGGGACAUGUCAGUGCCCACACUCCAGAAACACUGUGAUGCGAAUGGGAACACACCGCAUCCCUGCUCUGAUGACUCUGAGCUGGAGGUCUGCAGGAUCUGCCACUGUGAGGGGGACGACGAGUGUCCGUUGAUAAUGCCCUGUCGCUGCACGGGAAGCCUCAGUUUUGUUCAUCAGGCCUGUCUCAACCAGUGGAUCAAAUCCUCCGACACUCGCUGCUGUGAACUCUGCAAAUUUGACUUCAUCAUGGAGAUGAAGCUCAAACCUUUAAGCAAGUGGGAGAAGCUACACAUGUCAAAGAGCGAGAGGAGGAAGAUCUUCUGUUCAGUGCUGUUUCACCUGAUAGCGAUAGUGUGUAUGUUGUGGUCGGUCUACAUUCUGGUGAGGAGAACUGCUGAAGAGAUCCGACUCGGAAAGAACGCCGAAUUAUGGAGAGUUUCUCUUCUGAAGUACUAUACGCCGCAGGGUAAGCACAGCUCUGCACAUGCCACCAUCAUGAUCCCUCACACGUCUGCGAGGGGCACUAACAGCUGCUGUGUGUGUGUCGGUGUCCUUUCAGGUGUGCUGGAAUGGCCCUUCUGGACUAAGCUGAUUGUGGUGGCCAUUGGCUUCACGGGUGGCCUCAUCUUCAUGUACAUCCAAUGUAAAGUCUACCUGCAGCUGUGGCGCCGCCUCAAGGCCUUCAACCGCAUCAUCACUGUGCAGAACUGUCCCGAGAAGGACCUGCACAACCCCCAGGCCUGGCACAGCACCAUCGCCAAUGGCAGGCACGAAACCGUGGAGGUGCCGGUCAGCCAGGCCCUCGCCCAAGCUCCGGCAGCGCCGAUGGACUCUGACACGUCGGUGGAAGCCGCUGUGGCACCGGCGCAAAACCCUGUUUGACUUAUCUCCUCCCGCUCCGAGAACAGUCCCUAAUCCCACUCUGCUCAUGGUAAUGUCGUGAGCACAGUGAGAUUUGGACUUGUGCGGUGUUGUAAUGCUGUUCUCAACUUCCGUGGGUGCUGCUGGACAAACGAACUGAUCCGGUCCUUCAGUGAUCCAGAAAAGUUGGGGUCAGAAGGGCUUCACGAAGAAAGGAGGAGGAGCAGAGUGUGGAGAGAGGACAGAAAACAAAGCCAUCGGCACAGAACGCUUGUAAAGACCGUGUUUUGUGGUUUACUGACACCAUUUUAUCCCUGUAUGCACUUUCUCAACCUGCACUGAGUUAAAGAUGUGAACACCCUGCAGAUGCUCAUCAAAGGUCUCAGUAUGUUUCAAAUGAAUCACACAUAUGACUCGUAAUCAGUCCCCACAUCAGCUGAUCGCUCAGCUGACACUCUGUCACACAUCCACAGGGCGGGACAUUUAAGCUGCUUCAGCCUUUACUACCCAGCUUCUCUGAUCUGCUUUCAGUGAUGCUGCCACUGCUCUGUAAGGGGGACUUGCUGCUGCUCUUGGUGAGAGCUGCGAAGUCCUAGAACAGAGCCUACAUAAUCCUGAUUGGCCCAGCUGAAGCUUCGCAUGAAUUGUAGAAUCAGAGAUACAACAUUAUAGCAGAUGAGGGCUACUCUGAAACGCUCCAGAUUCAGUCACUAUAGCCAGGGUGCUGACUCUGAUAUCUGUAA